CGUCAUCGGCGGCACAGGGUACCGCACGCCGGAGCCAGCAGCGUAUUGUCCGGUAGAAAAGCGACAACACAAAUGCGUUUUCUCGGAGCUGUAAAAACACGCCAAUAGAGAGGGCUUGUACUUGUAUUGCAACCGGCGUUAAAACCAACGAGAACUCGCUAUGUGUAAAUAUGCGAUAUUUAACGCGAGGCGCCUGUUGAUAAACGGGGAUGUUUGUGAAUGUAAAGUCUGCCUUCAAUCCAAGCCCCGUUAUGACGCCAAAAUACCGCUAACGUCAGGUAGCUACCGCAGCUACGCUAAGUGGGGUUGGAACAAUGUGGAAUUACAAUGACCCCCUAACGCGCGCUUGUAAACAGCCGCACGCGGGCUGCAUAGCCAAUAGCUCGCCGAUGAAGCGUCCUGCAACGUGAUUGGUCAGCUUGCGCUUUUCAUUUUGAGCCAACAUCUAUCGCCCUACAGGGAGUUUGAAUAGUAAAAGUCAAUUCACCACUGUAAAAGUGCACACUAUCUCGUUAAUGGCCAGAUGGUCUAUUCUUUUAAUAUUUAACCUAUGUGACAGUUGCUCCAUCAACGUUUUACAGCAGAUCCAGGUGUGGACUGUGACUUUGAGCUCCACGUUAAUAGAUAGUAGAGGAUAGUUAGACUACAGGUAGUCCUGCUCCAGUCACCUGGAAAUCAGCAUGGCUUCUCAAAAAUCAGACACUGCAAUGGCUCCAAAGAUCACAGUAGAGCUGCUCAAGCAGCUUCGCCAGGCAAUGAAAAACUGCAAAUUCUUCUCAGAGCCCAUACAGGCUUACAUCGUCCCUUCUGGAGAUGCACACCAGAGUGAAUACAUUGCACCGUGUGACUGCAGACGUGAGUUCAUCUGUGGAUUUAAUGGAUCUGCAGGUACAGCUAUCGUCACAGAGCAGCACGCCGCGAUGUGGACUGAUGGUAGAUAUUUCCUCCAGGCCAGUCAGCAGAUGGACAACAACUGGACUCUAAUGAAAAUGGGGCUGAAGGAGACACCCUCCCAAGAGGACUGGCUGAUCAGCGUCCUACCAGAGAACUCCAAAGUGGGAGUAGAUCCCUGGAUCAUCGCUGCUGACCAGUGGAAGAACAUGUCCAGGGCGCUGACCAGUGCAGGCCACUCCCUGGUGGCAGUGCAGGAAAACCUGAUCGACGCGGUCUGGUUGGACCGCCCGGAAAGACCCAGCACACAGCUGCGCACCUUGGGCCUAGAGUACACCGGUAUUUCCUGGCAGGAUAAGAUCACAGCUCUGCGAGGCAAGAUGACAAAGAGAAAGGUCACCUGGUUCGUUGCCACGGCGUUGGACGAGAUUGCGUGGCUUUUUAACCUGCGCGGUGCCGACAUCGAGUACAACCCUGUCUUCUUUGCAUAUGCCAUCGUGGGGAUGAACACAAUAAGGCUUUUUGUGGACCUGAAGCGUCUGUCUGCUCCAGCAGUGAGAGAACACCUGCAGCUGGACUCUCCUAGCAAGCCCGAGCUGAGCAUCCGGGCCUUCCCGUACGAAUCCGUCUACACGGAGCUCCAGGCUAUCUGCGCCGCACUAAGCCCCAAGGACAAAGUGUGGAUCUGUGACAAGGCCAGUUGUGCUCUCACACAGGUCAUCCCCAAGAGCAACAGGUCUCCGAUUCCCUACACUCACCUCUGCCUCGCCAAGGCAGUGAAGAACGCAAACGAGAUUCAAGGCAUGAAAACGGCCCAUAUCAAGGAUGCCGUUGCUCUUUGUGAACUCUUUGCUUGGUUGGAAAAGGAGAUUCCAAAAGGUGCUGUGACGGAGAUCUCUGCAGCCGAUAAGGCCGAAGACUUACGCAGUCAACAGAAGGAUUUUGUUGGCCUCAGUUUUCCCACAAUUUCCAGCGUCGGUCCAAACGGAGCAAUCAUCCAUUACAGACCUUUGCCUGAAACCAACAGAACCCUCUCCCUGAACGAAGUUUACCUGAUCGACUCCGGAGCUCAAUAUGUCGAUGGCACUACAGACGUCACGCGCACCAUGCACUUUGGGACACCAUCAGCGUUUGAGAAGGAAUGCUUUACCUACGUACUGAAGGGACACAUAGCUGUCAGCGCUGCGGUUUUCCCCAACGGAACCAAAGGCCACCUGCUGGACUCAUUUGCCCGUGCAGCCCUGUGGGAGUCGGGGCUGGACUACCUUCACGGCACGGGCCACGGCGUGGGCUGCUUCCUCAACGUCCACGAGGGGCCGUGCGGCAUCAGCUACAAGACGUUUGCUGACGAACCUCUGGAGGCCGGCAUGAUCGUCAGUGAUGAACCUGGGUACUAUGAAGACGGUUGUUUUGGCAUUCGCAUUGAAAAUGUGGUCCUUGUUGUGCCAUCCGAGACCAAAUACAACUACAGAAGCCGAGGUAGUCUGACCUUUGAGCCGCUCACUCUGGUUCCCAUCCAAGUCAAGAUGAUGAGCACAGAGCUGCUCACUCAGAAGGAGCGUGACUGGGUGAACGACUACAACAGAAAGUGCCGGGACGUGAUUGGAGCAGAGAUGCAGAGGCAGGGCAGGAAGGAGGCGCUGGAUUGGCUGAUCAGGGAGACCCAGCCGAUCGCCUGAGGACGGACUCCGGUGCGACCCGUUCCUCGGCCCAGGAGUUCAGUGCCGUCGGUUUCUCCACAUCGAUGGCCGUCUUUUUCAGUGUCUCACACUUGGCUUCUUUUGUAAAGCAUAUUGUAUCCCCA
Messenger RNA from Pungitius pungitius (ninespine stickleback), 2695 nucleotides. RefSeq names its product X-prolyl aminopeptidase (aminopeptidase P) 1, soluble (gene xpnpep1). Bases 681 to 2570 code for a protein of 629 amino acids. The transcript is spliced from 20 exons. The record is from RefSeq and is a predicted model, not a curated record. Gene Ontology annotation, molecular function: metalloaminopeptidase activity. NCBI's taxonomy places the organism in Eukaryota, Metazoa, Chordata, Actinopteri, Perciformes, Gasterosteidae.